GGAAGUUCCGGGUCAGGCGGCCAUCUUGGCCCAAGGUGGGACCAUGCGGCUGUCAGGUCCCAUCAUUGCAAUCAGCUGUGCUGUUCUCAUCGAUUGGCUGAUGUGAGGCAGCGUGCUGAUUGCAGGGGUGGGACUUGGCAGUAUUUAAGCAGUAUGGUUUUGCCAUUCGGCCCCCUGUCCUGAACUGAAAACACGUGCUGUGCUUUGUUGUUGUUUUGUUUUUUCAAACUGCUGUAAUUCGCAGAAGCUUGAAACUUAAGGGACUUUGGUGGAUUGCCGCAGUGGAAGAAACCCAGGACAAGCCAGUAAUCCGUGGAAGGGGGCCAGGAGGCGGUGAGAGGAAACCCACUGCAGGAGCACAGAGAAACCCAGUGCUUCCUUUAUUGUUGUGUGUAACGGGACGUUUUUGUUUAUUCUUUUUAUUUGAAACCUGAGUUUACCAUCGCUGGUAUUCCAGGUGGUUUUCUUGUUUAUUUUCUGGAAUACUGGACUGUUCUAUUUUUGUUUGUUAAAAUAAAUCCUGCCUGUACCGUUGAUGGUACAGGGCUCCAAGGACUAAACGACACUUCCGGCUCCUGUGUGCUGUCAUUUCUGGUCCUUCCCUAAAGCUCCACCCACUACCCUCCCACAAGGUGGUGUCAGAAGUGGGAUGAGCAUGGACCGGCACACCCUGCAAGCCGUCUUGGAGGAUCAGGAGAGACACCGUGACGGUGUAGAGCGGCGUCGGGAAGAACGGGAUGCUCAGAGGGAUGCUGAGCGUUCAGCCCAUCUGACCGCGAUGACUGACAAGAUGGCGGCCAUGUGUCUGGCCAUUCAGAACCUGGUAGUGGCCCAGGCCCAGGCCCAAGCCCAGGUCCCGGCCGCAGCAGCUGGACCAGCGCAGCCGACGCCCAAAAUCCGGCUGCAAAAGAUGACCUCAGAAGAUGACCCGGAGGCCUUCCUGACCACGUUUGAGCGGGUGGCUACAGUGUCAGGGUGGCCAGCCAGAUGUUGGGCGGCACAACUCGCCCCCUGUCUGACUGGUGAGGCGCAGGCAGCAUACCGGGCCCUGAGCAAUGUGGCAGCAGAGGAUUAUCCCCAGGUGAAGGCAGCUAUCCUCCAACGCCUCAAUAUCACUCCGGAAACGCAUUGCCGGCGUUUCCGGACCUACAAGCGUCCAGAGGGAACCCGGCCCCGCAUUGCGGCCCAGCAACUCUGGGACCAUCUGACCCGCUGGCUGCGUCCCACUGAACGGACCACCCAACAAAUCAUGGAGUCUGUGGGGGUCGACCAGUUCCUGGAGGUGUUGGAACCGGAGACUCGAGCCUGGGUCGCUCGCCACAGUCCCGAGACGAUGGACAAGGCCGUCGAACUGGCGGAGGCUUUCGAGGAUUCACUGCUUCGGGUGGACCCCAGUCCAGCCCCAGCAGUCCCAGUGAAGCAUCGCCCUUUACCAGCGCACCCAAGGACUGCAGCGAGGCCUUCAGUUUUCCCCGUCCCUUUGAGCGCCUCGACUCCAAAGUGGAGACCGAGGUUAGCUCCCAGCUGGGCCAGAGAGAAUCCCUGGACCCCCCCCCCCCAGUGGUGGACCAAGGGACAAGCAGCCGUCUCCCACAGCGUUGCCUUCCCCUACCUGCUUCCGGUGCCAUGAGGUGGGACACAUCGCGAGAUUCUGUCCUGCCGCAAUGGAGUGUGACGUGGCCUUGCGAUGUCCGGACGCAGAGGGUGAAGCUUGAAACUUAAGGGACUUUGGUGGAUUGCCGCAGUGGAGGAAACCCAGGACAAGCCAGUAAUCCGUGGAAGGGGGCCAGGAGGCGGUGAGAGGAAACCCACUGCAGGAGCACAGAGAAACCCAGUGCUUCCUUUAUUGUUGUGUGUAACGGGACGUUUUUGUUUAUUCUUUUUAUUUGAAACCUGAGUUUACCAUCGCUGGUAUUCCAGGUGGUUUUCUUGUUUAUUUUCUGGAAUACUGGACUGUUCUAUUUUUGUUUGUUAAAAUAAAUCCUGCCUGUACCGUUGAUGGUACAGGGCUCCAAGGACUAAACGACACUUCCGGCUCCUGUGUGCUGUCAUUUCUGGUCCUUCCCUAAAGCUCCACCCACUACCCUCCCACAAGCACAUGGUUGUACAGUGGGGAGUGUGGUGGUGUUUCAGUGUAGAUGUCACUAGAGCACUGUGACAGAAAUACAAUGAGUUCUGGUGAUAAAUCUUCCUCCCGACCUGUGAGGGCGCUAAAGAACGGGAGGAGAAGUAUCUGGAAGGGCUGGCCUGACAGUUUGUUUCCGGGACCGGGAAGUGGGUCAGCCUGGAAGGAAGCGAGACUCUGUUGUAAGACCGUAUUGAUUUGACAGGUAAACGAGGGGCAGCUGCAAGUAAUAAGGCAGCUGCAACCGUUUACCUAGAUAUCAUGCGGGAUUACAUAUAGGGGCCAGGGUAACGCUGUUCUUUUCCUUCGUUUGGGUUAAGCCAAGGACCGAGAAGGACGUUAGUAGUAAAACUGUAUUACUCUAUAGAGAGUUGCGUGUGUGUGUGUUUGUGUUUGUUUAUCACUGUACAAUAACUGUCUGUGUUUUUGAAACCACCAGACAGCUAAAGCACAUCCGGAGCUGUCGCCUUGGGCCAGCACAAGCCGGAUCACCACUGCACGAACUGUCACGGAAAUAAAAAGUAUAUUCACUCACCACCAGCACGA
Acipenser ruthenus (sterlet) is the source of this 2671-nucleotide messenger RNA. RefSeq lists its product as uncharacterized. The transcript has 2 exons. The record is from RefSeq and is a predicted model, not a curated record. Lineage: Eukaryota; Metazoa; Chordata; Actinopteri; Acipenseriformes; Acipenseridae. Bases 650 to 1630 code for a protein of 326 amino acids.